ACAGAUUGUAGAUAUAUUCAUGAUGGGUACCAUUUUUCAAAAUAAUGAAAUAUGAACAACUGUGGUUUUAGGGAUGCUCUUAUUGGCAAGAACGAAGACGUAGACCCCAUAUGGCCAUUUUUAAAUGAUAGUAACCAAAUAUCUAAAAGACGUAAUAAAUCUAUUGCCACUGUUAAAGGAAAUAUUUUGAGCCUUCUUGAAGAGAAUCAUUCAUCAGAGCAUGAAAAUGAUGUAUCUGCUAUACCUCUUAGAACUAAUGUUUCUAAUGAAGAAAGUCAAAUUGAAAACAAUUUUCCUACUCUCACUAAAUCAAUUUCAAUGAAGAAAGUAUUAAAGCACAUUCCUGAAAGUGGAACAUCAAAUUCUAAUUUUGAUUUUAGUAAAACACAAAGAAAACAAAAUCAUGCACCAAGAAGAAUUAGAAUUCCAAAAUUUCGAAAUGAAAUUAGUGUUUCAUUAUCAUCAUUAAUAAAGCCUUCUAUACCUAAAAACAAACCACUUUGUAAGAAGAUGAUUAUAAAAAAUAGGAUAUUAAGUGGCAAUAAACUCGACAGUGAUAGACCAAUAAGGAAAAAGGGAAAAUCUCAUCUAAAUAAAAAAAAAUACCUAACUCAAUUCAAAAAAAUGAUAAUAUUAUCAAGGCCUUUGAAAAAGAGAAAUGAAUACAACAAUUGUUUCCAUAAAGUUAAAUGCCUUGUACCAAACAUUGUGAAUAAUAAUUUCAAUAUUGAAAAGUUACAGUCAUCGCUUGAGUUACUUAGUAUUGAAGACUGCAAAAAAAUAUGCAGUAAAGAUAGUUCUGAACCAGAAAUAUCUACCAUGGAAUUAGCAAAAACGUUACUUCAUUCUCGGAAAUUUCCAAAGUAUUGCACCAAUCUGGUUUCUACUGCCCUUUUGAAAAACACUGAAAACUUAGUUGUAAGACUAAGAAAUUUGCAAAGCAAACAACACGCUAAAGAUCCUGGAAAAACAUUUUCAAAACGCAGGUACUUAUGUGGCUUCAGAGAAACAAAGAGGUUUAUAUUAUGUGGAACUGUUAAAGCUGUCAUCGUUGCAACUGACCUUGAAAUAGAUACAGAUUUGCCUUCUGGAUUACCUCUUAAAGAGAUUAAAACUUUAGCCGAAGAGAGGUCUAUUCCUAUUGUUUUUGCUGGGAAAAUAAAGCAAUUGGGCUAUUGGACAAUAAAGAAACAGAAAAUAAGCAUUUUAUCCAUAUUAAGAUAUGAAGGCGCUGAACAACUUUACAAUGACUUCAUAAAAAGUUGGGAGGAAAGUAAAGAAUCUUAUGAGAAAAUCAUUAAGGAAAUACAAAUGCAUCUUCCUAAAAGUAUUUCUUCAAAAGAAAAUAUUUCACAAGAUGUAGAACAGGAAAUACGAGAGAACAUAAUUUCUAAAUUGAGUGUUGAAAUGGCCAGUUUUAAAAAAGAUCCGAUAUAAAUUAGACUUUUUGUUUUGUAUACUAAUAUAGAAAUAUUUGUUUUAUUACAUUCUAUUUUCUGUGAUGUUAAUUUUAUGGGUGGUAUGGGAAAAAAUAUUUUAUUUGUUAUUGUAUUAACAAUUAUAUUUUAUUACCAGCUCAAUACUCAAAAAGAAAGUAGUAUAUUUUACUACAUAUAUAUUAAGUAAAAAUUGUAGUUUGUGAAAUAUAAAUUAUCGAUAGAAAAUAUUUUGG
This is a messenger RNA of Nezara viridula (southern green stink bug), 1672 nucleotides long. The record is from the annotation of a GenBank genome assembly. NCBI's taxonomy places the organism in Eukaryota, Metazoa, Arthropoda, Insecta, Hemiptera, Pentatomidae.